This is a messenger RNA of Pterocles gutturalis (yellow-throated sandgrouse), 392 nucleotides long. RefSeq names its product MYST/Esa1-associated factor 6 (gene MEAF6). The transcript has 5 exons. The record is from RefSeq and is a predicted model, not a curated record. Lineage: Eukaryota; Metazoa; Chordata; Aves; Pterocliformes; Pteroclidae. The annotation marks the transcript as partial. Gene Ontology annotation, cellular component: NuA4 histone acetyltransferase complex.
GGAACUCCAACAGCAAAAACGACCGGAGGAACCGCAAGUUCAAGGAGGCUGAGCGGCUCUUCAGCAAGUCCUCGGUCACCUCGGCAGCGGCUGUCAGCGCAUUAGCUGGAGUUCAGGACCAGCUCAUUGAGAAGCGGGAGCCGGGCAGCGGCACCGAGAGUGACACUUCUCCAGACUUUCACAACCAGGAGAAUGAGCCCAGCCAGGAGGAUGCUGAGGAGCUGGAUGGGUCUGUGCAGGGGGUGAAGCCCCAGAAAGCUGCUUCCUCGACCUCCUCUGGGAGCCACCACAGCAGCCACAAAAAACGGAAGAACAAAAAUCGACACAGCCCGUCUGGCAUGUUUGAUUAUGACUUUGAGAUUGAUCUCAAGUUAAACAAAAAGCCAAGAGCC